Messenger RNA from Kluyveromyces marxianus DMKU3-1042, 1959 nucleotides. Its product is annotated as GAL4 domain-containing family protein. The transcript has a single exon. Gene Ontology annotation, cellular component: nucleus. Bases 1 to 1959 code for a protein of 652 amino acids. Lineage: Eukaryota; Fungi; Ascomycota; Saccharomycetes; Saccharomycetales; Saccharomycetaceae. Gene Ontology annotation, biological process: positive regulation of transcription by RNA polymerase II. The record is from RefSeq and is a predicted model, not a curated record. Gene Ontology annotation, molecular function: transcription cis-regulatory region binding; DNA-binding transcription factor activity, RNA polymerase II-specific; zinc ion binding.
AUGAAGAAAGUGGUGAGAUCGUAUAACGGGUGCCAGAAGUGCAGGAGUUUGAAGAAGAAGUGCAGCGAAGAGAAACCGCAAUGUAGCAACUGCAAGAAGCAAGGGUACGAUUGCAGCUACGUGAGGCCUUUGAAAUGGGGCGGUCGUCCGUUCAAGGACAAACGAGUUACCAAGAUGAUGCGGUUUGAACACACGUACGUGGUGGAGGGAAUAUGUGCUGUGGAUCUCAAGGCAGCUACUGGGAAGAACAGUUCUGGAACAGCAUCUGACUCAAAGGUUGCGAAGAAGAACAAGAAGAAGAAGAAUAGCCGUGCGGAAAUGGGUGCUCAGCAGAUGCUCUUGCAGAUGCCCCUGCAGCAGCAGCAGCAGCAGCAGCAGCAGCAACAGCAGACUUCCUUCCCAGAAGCAAAGAUUGUGGAAUAUCUGCCCCAGGUGGACGUAGAAGUGAAAGUCGACGUUGAUGAGAAUAGCAUCAACAUCGAUCCCAGUGUAGGCGGCGAGUCGUUCUCGCCGUUAUCAGCUCUAUUUGACAACAGCAACACCGAAAGAAGCCCCACGGCUCUGGAUACAGAUCAGCUGGUAUUCCAACCGAACGCAGCGAACACAGCCUUUUCCUCUGAAGUUGUGCUGCAGAACCAGCAGUUCAUGUCUCCUACUACAAGACUACCAAGCUUUAUGAUUCCCGAUUUGUUGCUUCAAUCCCCAGAAUUAGCAGAAUCGUUUGACUUCUUCUUCAGCCAAACAUCGAAGUUGCUCGUCCCAGCUCCAAGUACUACCUACAGCCGUAACCCAUUCUUCAACUUUCUACCUAGAAUGGCGAUGAACAGUUCCGCGUUGAUGAAUUUACUCUUAGUCUUUGGAGCUAACCAUAAACACAAGAUCAUGCACUCGCAAGGGUUCUAUACUGAUGGCAACAGCUCGUUGGUAGCGAAUGACUUGUUGACAAACACUUUCACCAGUUUGCUAACGCAACUAACAGACUUUGACACUAGAAAUAGCGAUUCAACGCUCGCUACCAUUUUGCUAUUGGCAGCUUUCGAUAUAUUCUUUGGUGAUAAGAAGCAGAAAUGGCGUACACAUGUGUACGGGGCCAGAAAAAUCAUGAAGGAAAGGCUUUCAAAUGGGACUGGUGCCCUCACCCUUUCGGACCAUAGUGCAGAUUUCCGGCAAGAACAUUUCCUUUUGAGAUGGUUCGCGUACACCGAUAUUAUUUCCUCGUUGUCGUCAACUAACUCGAUUAAUAACAUUCACAAGCUCUCGUCUCUCAAAUACGAGAUGGAAACAAACGUGGAGGAUAGUUUGAUGCAGAAGAUGAUUCGACUAGAGGAUAUUGAGUACUUUACCGGGAUGGAGGUAUCCUGUUUGUGGAUGUUGGCAGAGGUUUCUCGUUUGGUGAACGAGAAGGAGACAGACGAGACCACCGUCUUCCCACAGGUAUUGGUAUUGAAGGCCCUAGAACUUGACCACAAGAUGACAACUUAUUUAAAGAAAACAGAACUCAAAAGAGAUGAGGUCUAUCAAACCUACUACUUAUCAAAAACAGACGCAGUCAUGGCAGAAAGGUACGAGGUUUACAGAAUUCUUCGGGGCACAAACCAGAUAUUUACGCUAACUGGGGUACUACAACUAAAACGAAGGGUAUUGGGUAUCUCGCCCAGCAGCCCUAUCAUAAUAGAAUUACUAAAAGAAAUAACAAAACUUAUAGAAAAUUGCAUAGCGUUUGAAUCUUCCGCAGAGACAUGUAUCAUUUUCUGUAUCUUCAGCUGUGGAUGUGAGCUGAUGGAUCCAGAAUUGUACGAAUACAGGUUGUUGUAUCAGCAGCACUUGACAUCUUUGGUUCGUAAGGGUGUCACCAGUGCAAAACAAGCGCAAAAUAUUAUGGAAGAAUGCUGGCUAUCUGGGAAGCAAUGGUGGGACCUCUUCAAAGAGAAGAACAUGGAUAUUACGUUCGCGCUCUAA